AUGACAACUUAUUUUCUGCAGUAGAAGGCAGCAUUUAAAGCAUGUUUCCUGGUCACCCUACCACAGCACUGGAUCCCGUACACUUCCAUGUUAGUGCAGAUGUUAUUGGUGCUCUUCAACAGAUACUAAAAUAUUUUUUCUUUAGGGAAUGGUGGAUCAACACUUCAUGUUCUUCAAUGCUUGGAAGAUCUGUAUGGCGAUAAAUGGACUUCUCUUACUGUGCUGCUGAUUCAUUCUGGUGGUUACAGUCAACGUUUGCCAAACGCGAGUGCACUGGGAAAGAUUUUCACAGCUUUGCCUUUUGGUGAUCCCGUUUACCAGAUGUUGGAGCUGAAGCUUGCCAUGUACAUUGAUUUCCCCAGUCGCAUGAAGCCAGGAAUUCUCGUUACGUGUUCGGAUGACAUAGAACUUUACAGCACUGGAGUUACAGAAACCGUCACGUUUGAUAAACCCGGAUUUACUGCAUUAGCUCACCCUUCAGACGUGACAGUGGGGACCACUCACGGAGUGUUUGUUUUGGAUCCAUCCAGUUUUUCAGGAAAAGGAGGACUCGAAUACACAUCUUGCCAUCAUUUCCUGCACAAGCCUGAUGUUGAGACGAUGCGCCAGCGCGGCGCAGUGUGCGUACGAGGGAAUUGUUCCCAGCUCGGUUCCUCUGGAGACCACAGGGGCUCAGGAACGGACUCGGGCUGUGUGUAUACAGACAGUAUAUUUUACAUGGAUCAUAGCACUGCAAAACGAUUACUGACAUUUUAUAAGCAAAUGGGCACUCUUUGCUGCGAAAUAGAUGCAUAUGGCGACUUCCUCCAGGCCCUGGGGCCGGGAGCCACUCAAGAUUACACAAAAAAUACAAGUAACGUCACGAAAGAGGCAUCACGAUCAGUAGAAGUGCGGCAGAAGCUCUACUCCCUUCUGAAAGGAACUACGUUUAAUGUUAUAGUCUUGCACAACUCGAAGUUCUAUCACAUUGGAACUACUCAGGAGUAUUUGUUUCAUUUUACAUCCGACAGCAAACUGAGAUUUGAGCUUGAUUUACAGUCUGUGGCUUUCAGCAUCGCUUCGGACCAAGCCGAGCCCUCGGAUGGCUCGGCGAGUGUCAUUCAGAGCGUGCUCGAGCCCGGGUGUUGCAUAGGGGCUGGAUCCGUCAUCGAAUACUCGAGAAUCGGGCCUGAAGUCUCCGUAGGGAAGAACAGCAUUAUUAGUGGGUCGUACAUAAAUGUGGAAGUAGACAUACCUUCAAACUGUUUUCUGAGCUCAUUAAGUGUAAAAAUCAACAAUCAAGUCAAGUAUGUAAGUAUGGUGUUUAGUGUAGAAGACGACUUGAAGAAGAGUGUGAAAUCGUUGUCAGAUAUACAUUCACUCCAGUUUUUCGGAACCAGCUUACUGGAAUGCCUGGACCUCUGGGGUGUAAAGGCAUCAGACCAGCUCUUCUCCAGUGAGAACGCAGGUUUGGGGUUGUGGACUGCCAGGGUUUUUCCUGUGUGUUCUACUUUAAGUGAAUCGGUUAGAAUGUCAUUAGAAAUGUUAAAUUCUGUGCAGCGCAUGUCAGCUUUUAAACUGAAUGGCUUCCAGCUCUUGUCCGUUGAAGAAAUGCUCUCCUACAAGGAUGUAGAGGACAUGUUGAAGUUUAGGAAGCAAAUUUAUGAUGAAAUCCAUCUACAGAGACAAAAAGAGAAGCCUGAUUUGUAG
This is a messenger RNA of Tauraco erythrolophus (red-crested turaco), 1689 nucleotides long. Lineage: Eukaryota; Metazoa; Chordata; Aves; Musophagiformes; Musophagidae. The record is from RefSeq and is a predicted model, not a curated record.